AAAGUUUUUGUUUUUUUUUAUUUGCAUAUAAAGUAGCCAAGCAAACUAAAUAUAUUCAGAGAAGGAAGGUCAUGAUAACUAAGUAAACAGAUUAAAUAACACUGCGCAAGGACGAGUGUCAAGUCACAGAUGCACAAAUCAUUUAGGCACUACUCUUCAAAAAAAUCAUACAGAUAUAAGAUGGACAACCAGACAUUCCAAUACAGCAAACUAUUAGUGGAGGGACUGCAAGUUACAUCUCAAUCAACCCUUCCUACAUUUAUUCUUCUUUUGAUGGUUUAUGCAUUUAUAAUGGUAUCUAACAUUGGGAUGAUGAUUCAGAUUUCAGCAGACAAAUGUUUACAUCAGCCUAUGUAUGUUCUUUUCUGUAACUUGACACUCAAUGAUGUUUUAGGGACAACUGUUAUUUUGCCAGGAUUGUUGAGGAAUAUAUUAACAGACCCAUCUGAGCGCCAUAUCACAUUUGUGGAGUGUGUUAUUCAAGCUUAUUUUGCUCAUUUGAACGGUACAGCAUCUCACACUGUGAUAAUGAUUAUGGCCUUUGACAGAUAUGUGGCAAUAUGCAAUCCACUGCGAUACCCAGCUAUAAUGACCAGUAAUAUGGUGGUUAAACUAUCAGCAGCAGCCUGGGGUGUUGCAGUUGUGCUAGUCGGGAUAUUGAUCGGCCUCAGUGUGCGUCUCUCCCACUGCAGAUCUGUGAUUCAAAACUACAUUUGUGACAAUGCCUCAUUAUUUAAAUUAUCCUGUGAAAAUACGGUGAUUAAUAAUGUAUAUGGAUUAACCUUUACUGUUGUUUUGUUUACCUCUUCAAUGGGGAGUAUUGUACUGACAUACCUCAAAAUAGCACUGAUAUGCUUCAAAAGUAAAAACAAAGCGACAAACAGCAAAGCCAUCAAAACCUGCAGCACUCACUUGACUGUUUAUAUAAUCAUGCUGAUUUCUGGAUCUACUGCAAUAUCUCUUCAUCGUUUUCCUGUAUAUGCUGAAACUAGGAAACUCGCUGAUAUAAUCUUUCAUGUUAUUCCACCAGGUUUAAAUCCAAUCAUAUAUGGUAUACAAUCCAAGGAAAUAAGACAAAAGAUUUUUAAACUAUUUAGAAAUGACUUAAAUGCAAAGUGAUUUUAAUUUAUUUACUCUUUUUGUUAGAAAACUAAUUACACUUUCUAUAAAUUACUAUCUUUAUACAGUAAAUAGACUCAUUUCAUAGUACUUAAUUAAGUUACUGUACCACCCUUUUAUCAAUGUUUUUACAUUUCUUAUGUAAUACAUUUUAUUUAAUUUUUGUUUUGACUCCAAACUUCUUCAAAAGUAAACAGUGUCACAAGUAAAAGCACCUUUCUCCUAAACAUGCUAAAUUAGCAGUACUGUUCUAUAUUAAUGUAUGCUUCUAAUGUUUAAAUAUAUGAGCAGGUAAAGUCAUAUGUAACUACAAUGUGCAAGGCUUAGGGUGCUGUCUGUGUCACAAUUACCAGCGAUCCAAUAAUUGUAGAUUGCUGGUAAGCACAUCUAAACAGAUCACUUAGAACUACAAACCCGCCAUUAUAUGGACUACAAGAUCCAGUCAUGCACUGCACACACACACUGGUUCCUAAUCCUGUCUGAUUACAAACACUCACAGCUGAAGCUGCUCAUGGAAUGAUUACAGGACUAUAUAAACAGCACACACACACACAUAUCAGUGCUGAGUCUUGUUAUAUUGAAGUGAAAACAUUAAAAUACAUCUUCCUUUCA
This is a messenger RNA of Danio rerio (zebrafish), 1731 nucleotides long. The record is from RefSeq and is a predicted model, not a curated record. NCBI's taxonomy places the organism in Eukaryota, Metazoa, Chordata, Actinopteri, Cypriniformes, Danionidae.